AUGGAUGGCUGGCGAGACGAGGUAGACUGGAUGCGGUCACUUUAUACCGAAUCUAAGAUGAGAGGAGUCGAAUGGCGAUGCUAUCGUCCCGUGACAAUUGCGGCGCCUCCUUGGAACCGUAGCCGUAUCACUGUGUCGGAUUCUGGAAUCAAGCGAGCGGCGUCCCUAAAGCUCCAGUGUCUGUGUCGUCGAAUGGGCCAGUCUAUGAGAAGAGUUUGGCUUGGUUUACCAGUCGCUGCUGGAAUGUUACGUUUCGAUUUCUGGAUGGAGGGCCAAUAG
This is a messenger RNA of Sporothrix schenckii 1099-18, 279 nucleotides long. RefSeq lists its product as uncharacterized. The transcript is spliced from 2 exons. NCBI's taxonomy places the organism in Eukaryota, Fungi, Ascomycota, Sordariomycetes, Ophiostomatales, Ophiostomataceae. Bases 1 to 279 code for a protein of 92 amino acids. The record is from RefSeq and is a predicted model, not a curated record.